This is a messenger RNA of Rotaria sp. Silwood2, 744 nucleotides long. Lineage: Eukaryota; Metazoa; Rotifera; Eurotatoria; Philodinida; Philodinidae. The record is from the annotation of a GenBank genome assembly.
AUGAGUCAAGAUAAUAAUGAUCAACUGUUACCAGGUGAACUCGCUGGUCGGUUGAAUAUUUAUGAAUUGGUCUAUGAUUUUCAAAGAAAGAACCAAAAGGAUGUCAAACAAGAAUUAGAAGAAGCAAAUAAAACUGGAAAUCAACAAUUAAUUGAACAAAAACAAAUUCAAUAUAAAAACGAAAUCGAAAAGAGUCGUACUGCUGCUGAAGCUAUCUGUAUUUACUUUGUAGGUGAAGAGCUUCAAUGUCCAAGUAAUGAACCAUCUGGUGAUGAAUAUGGAGAUGAAGAUAAAGAUCAAUAUGAUAUGAAAGAUGUUGAUGAAGUUAAAGGUGAUGAUGAAGAAAUGAAAACAAUAUCUGAUCAAGAAAACAAACUUGAACAAAUGAACGAAAAUCGAGAUCAAGUUAAUUUUGAUGCUAAUGGUGAUGAAGACAUUCAUGAUAUUGAUAAUAAUGAUGAAAAAAAUGAAAAAACAGCAGCUGAUCAUUUUCAUGUUGGUAAAUUACUUAAAAAUGAUGCAGUUAGUAAAAAGAUGAAAUCAAGCUCAAAUACUGAUAGUGAAAAAAAAGAUGGCAAAAGAACUGCUGAUCAUUUGCCUGAUGUUGAUAACUUAGUCAAAGGUGAUACAAGUAGUAAAAAAAUGAAAUCAAGUUUAAAUGGUGAUGAUGAUCUUGAUGAUCCUAAUAAAGAACGAAUUCAACCAAUUACUGUAAAUAGAAUAACUUUUUGUUCUCGAUUUUAG